This is a messenger RNA of Fraxinus pennsylvanica, 1560 nucleotides long. Lineage: Eukaryota; Viridiplantae; Streptophyta; Magnoliopsida; Lamiales; Oleaceae. The record is from the annotation of a GenBank genome assembly.
AUGAACAGUGGAGGAUGGAUCCUCUCUUUUAAGGUAGUAGGAGUAUUCUCCCUAGUCAACUCCACCGAAUCAUGGGGUGCUGCGCCUCGUCUCUCACGUACGAGCCUGGCUUGGAGAACGAUCAUCGGNCUCACGUACGAGCCUGGCUUGGAGAACGAUCAUCGGCACCACCACGGUCACCGUCUUUCCUCCUCCGUCAAUGGCAACACUUCUUCUGCCCGCGACGGAGGAAGUUUUGUGGAGUACUCACUGGCGGAGCUGAAAGCCGCCACCAACAACUUCAGCUCUGACAAAAUCGUAUCGGAGAGCGGGGAGAAGGCUCCCAAUGUGGUCUACGAAGGUCGCCUCCAGAACCGCCGCUGGAUCGCUGUGAAGAAAUUCACCAAAAUGGCCUGGCCUGAUCCUAAACAGUUCGCAGAGGAAGCUAGGGAAGUGGGGAAGCUGAGGCAUAAAAGGCUGGCCAAUUUAAUAGGUUAUUGUUGCGAUGGGGACGAGAGGCUUCUGGUGGCGGAAUUUAUGCCCAAUGAAACGCUUGCCAAGCAUUUAUUUCACUGGGAGAAUCAAACCCCUGAGUGGGCCAUGCGUUUAAGAGUAGCUCUUUUUAUCGCUGAAGCAUUAGAUUAUUGCAGCAGCGAGGAUCGCCCACUGUACCAUGACUUAAAUGCCUACAGGGUUCUCUUUGACGAGAAUGGUGAUCCACGGCUUUCUUGUUUUGGAUUAAUGAAGAAUAGCAGAGAUGGUAAAAGUUACAGCACAAAUCUUGCAUAUACACCUCCAGAGUAUCUAAGAAAUGGGAGGGUUACCCCAGAAAGUGUUGUUUUCAGCUUUGGGACUGUCCUUUUGGAUCUUCUAAGUGGGAAGCAUAUACCUCCAAGUCGUGCACUGGAUAUGAUACGUGGCAAAAAUAUUCUUCUUUUGAUGGAUUCCCAUUUGGAAGGGAACUUCUCGAGCGAAGAGGCAAAUGUAGUGUUUGAUCUUGCUUCACAAUGUUUGCAAUAUGAACCAAGAGAGCGACCAACAACCAAAGAUCUUGUUUCUACCCUAACCCCGCUGCAAAAUAAAUCCAAUGUUCAAUCUUAUGUGAUGCUGGGAAUUUCAAAGCAUGAAGAAGCACCAUCUACUCCACAACACCCUCUCUCUCCCAUGGGUGAUGCUUGUUCACGCAUGGAUCUCACUGCCAUCCAUCAAUACUUGGUGAUGCAACAUUAUAAAGAUGACGAAGGGUCCAAUGAGUUAUCUUUCCAAGAGUGGACCCAACAAAUGAGAGAUAUGUUGGAUGCAAGGAAACGUGGUGACUUGGCAUUCCGCGACAAAGAUUUCAAAACUGCUAUAGAUUGUUAUUCUCAGUUCGUAGAUGUGGGUGCCAUGAUUUCGCCAACUGUUCAUGCACGGCGAAGCCUUUGUUAUCUUAUGUGCGAUCAGGCAGAUGCAGCUCUCCGAGAUGCAAUGCAAGCACAAUUAGCCCUUGCAAAGCUCGACAUGCACAAGGACGCCGCUGAUAUGUUGAGUGAGGCAGUCACGCUGGAAGAAAAGAAGCAAAAAGUCGUUAAAGCAUCAUGA